AUGGACGCACUGAGGGAAUUUGCCGGCAUCGUCAAGCAGCUCGAUCGAAGUGCCACGCUUCAGCAGUACAUUGUGGACCACAUGCAACCAGACAUCACACAUCGCCACUCGAAGGCGCUCUUCCUCGUCGAAUGGCAUUGGAAAUGGCACCUGGAGCGCAUGGAGCUCGCCAAAGCCGAGCCCGACGACUACCUGAACAUGACGUCCGACUCAAUACGAUGUCUCUACGAACACAACAUCACAGUGUACGACGUGGAAGUGAUGAAAGAAUUUGUCGCGUCGUGCUUUGUCCAGCCAGAUCUGUCGCGCAUGGUCCUCCAGAUAAAGAUACCGACCAAGCACCGCCAUCGCUUCGUUGACGCCACAGCCGGACGGGCGCUGUAUAAACUCGAUGUAGUGCGCAACGUGAUCGUGGCGGCACUCAACCACCAGCGCGCUUUCGGGGUCGAUUUGACGGUUGUCGGGUACGAAAUGCUCGUGGCUGCGCUGAACCUGCUCUUGCAAGGAUGCCUCGAUCGCGGUGACACCAAAUGCGCCAAGAGUGUCAUGAACAUGGCCCAGACGUUCUACUGCAUCCACAAGCAAACCAAGCACUACCUCUUGACCAACCUCGUCAUGCAUCCAAUGUGGCAGACCGCGCACUUUUGGGGCGAUGCCGUCCUUCUCAGCAUCGGCGAAGAGUUGAGUCGCCAUCCGAUGGAUACGCCGUGGCAAUGCCUGUCGGCACCGGCCCGUGCCGCGUUGGUCGUGACGGUGCACAACGUUGUCUUUGGCCAGCUCACCACGUUCGUGUACAACAUGGCAGCGUUUCGUCUGUCACGGCGGCAGAUUCGUCAGUUUGUCCAGAACGUCGCGUUCUCGUUCGAGCUGAGCGAAGACCAGCGCAUGGCGUUGCUGGCCGCAGUUGCAUCGCUGUCCAUGGACGAGUCGAAGGACGACGAGGAGCGUGCGAUCCUCGGCGGCGAUGCUUCGUUGUUCACGACGGCCAUCUUUCCCGAGUGGCGCAAAACCGCGCCUCCGAAAGACUCUUCCAUGCAUGUGCUCGUGGGCCAAGGCCUAUCGCGAAUCAAGGGCAUCUUUGAUCGCGACCUCGACAAAGCGUCGUCGCAAGUGCUGCUGGCAAAUGCACAGAAAGCCAAGAACGACCAGUGGAACGACUUAUUUGGAGAGGUCGGGCCUCUGCCGCCGCACCCAGCGCAAGCGCCCAAGGCAAAUGCAGACGGCGGUGCAUCCGCGGCAACUACGACGACACAGGUGCCCGAGCUACCGCGAAAAUCAACGGGGCCUGCGCCGCUUCGAUCGUCGCAGUCUGCAGUGAUGGACUCGCAGACGUCUGGUCGACAUGGAAACGACGAGUCCAAAGGCCUCCGACGCCGACCAAAGAGCAAUAGUGCGAUCAGCGACUUCAUUCCACCCUUGCCGACAGACGCUCCCCCACCGUCGCUGCUGUCAAUCGCAUCUCCGCAUGGUGCAUCAGGGAAGAAGCCCCGUCCACACAGCAGCAACAGCGUCGUGUUGGCCGAGGCCGCGUUCGAUUCAAGUAGUCAGCGAAGUCGUAGCACAAGCAGGAAUCGGACGGGAGAUUCGGACGACGAUGCUGGUUCCUACCAGCGAUCGAGGCGGCAUCGACUGAGGCAAAGCGAUGCCACGGGCGUGGCGGCCCUCCGCGCCCGAUUCGAGCGCAUGGAGUCGAUGUGAUGACAGCUCAUGAUUCAAAUAACAACGACGUGUCGAAUGGAGA
Aphanomyces invadans is the source of this 1741-nucleotide messenger RNA. RefSeq lists its product as hypothetical. NCBI's taxonomy places the organism in Eukaryota, Oomycota, Saprolegniomycetes, Saprolegniales, Verrucalvaceae. The record is from RefSeq and is a predicted model, not a curated record. Bases 1 to 1698 code for a protein of 565 amino acids. The transcript has 5 exons.